Messenger RNA from Nannochloropsis gaditana CCMP526, 2394 nucleotides. It is a transcript of the gene MARS, whose product is annotated as methionyl-tRNA synthetase. The transcript has 4 exons. The record is from RefSeq and is a predicted model, not a curated record. Bases 7 to 2394 code for a protein of 795 amino acids. Gene Ontology annotation, biological process: methionyl-tRNA aminoacylation. Gene Ontology annotation, molecular function: ATP binding; tRNA binding; methionine-tRNA ligase activity.
AGGUCUAUGGAUAGGCCACCAAGCGUAUUAGAUCCGGAUGGCCUCGCAUUCCUGGACGCAGACGAAGCCUCUUCCACCCUCCACUUGCACCUUGCCAGCCUAGGUCUGACCCCUCCCUCUGCGAGUACCACCUCCAAAGCCACGGGCGGUCUUCCCAACGUUUCCAGCAAGGGCCGUGGGAGAGGGAAAACAGGCGAGAAGCCUGUGGUCACUGCCAUCGUGGAGGACCCAAAAGCGCCUUUGGUCGGGGACCCUGGAGUGACUUUGCCCGGCGGUCCUGCGGCUACUGAACGAUUUUACAUCACCACUGCCAUCAACUACACGAAUGGGAACCCCCACAUUGGGCACGCGUACGAGGCCGUGACGUCCGAUGUCAUCGCGCGUUAUUAUCGCAUGGUUGGGCAGCAAGUCUUCUUCUUGACCGGCACGGAUGAGCAUGGACAGAAGGUGGCGACCACGGCCGAGGGAAUGGGGAUGAAGCCGAUCGAACUGUGCGACAUGUAUGCGGGAAAGUUUCAGGCCUUGAACCAUUCCCUACGCAUCUCGAACGAUUUCUUCGUGCGGACAACAAUGCCGGAGCAUUACGCCUCGGCGCAGGAGCUCUGGAAUCGUUGCGCAGCGGCAGGUGACAUCUACCUAAGCAAGUAUGAGGGCUGGUACAACGUGCGGGAGGAAACGUUCGUCACGGAGAAUGAAGCCAAGCUCGCCGACUACAAGGACCCGGCCAGUGGUCUUCCCCUUAAAAAAAUGGAAGAAACCAGUUACUUUUUCCGCAUGUCCAAAUACCGAGACGCCCUGAUCCAGCACAUCCAAGCCUCUCCUUCCUUCAUCCUCCCCGACACCCGGCGAAACUCCAUCCUCUCCCGGCUGGAGGAGGAAUUGACAGACCUGUCCAUAUCGCGCACCACCUUUGACUGGGGUAUUCCCGUGCCCGAGAAUUUUGCUCCCGCCCACGUCCUGUACGUCUGGUUCGACGCCCUCUCUAACUACUUGACCGGCAUCCGAUGGCUGGAUCCAGCGGCGCCGACUUUCUGGCCCGCGGACGUGCACGUCAUCGGGAAGGACAUCAUAUGGUUCCAUUGCGUGAUCUGGCCGACGAUUUUGAUGUCGGCGAACCUCCCUUUGCCCACGUCCGUCUUCGCCCACGGCUUCAUCCAUGACCGGGACGGGCGGAAGAUGAGCAAGUCUCUGGGAAACGUUGUGGACCCGCACGAGAUGAUUGCCCGGGUGCCCGUUGAUACCUUCCGGUACUACUUGAGCAAAGACCCCUUCGGGGGCGACGUGAAUUUCUCCCCCGAAGCCAUGCUCCAGGCGCACAACAGCGAACUGGCCGACGUGCUGGGAAAUUUGGUCCAUCGGGCCGUCAAUCUAUGCCAGAAGUUCUGCGACGGGAAGGUUCCGGAGCUGCCCACCUUGCGGACACAUGGGUGGCAGUACCCGCUCCCAAUCGAGCUGGAGGGCCUGCGCGGCCGGGUCGCGGAGGGAAUGCGGGCUUUUGCCUUGAAGGUUUUGGUGGACGAGGCGAUGGGUGGCGUGCGGGACACGAAUAAAUUCUUAACAGAGGCGGAGCCCUGGAAAUUGAAGGGGGAGGAGCAGGCGCCGGCGAGGCAGGAAGUGGUACGCUUGACCUUGGAGGCGGUCUAUGUCCUGGCGCAUUUCCUCGCGCCCGUCAUGCCGUACGCGGCGACGGCCAUCUUCCAAAAGCUAGGGACCCCCCCCCAGCCUCUUCCUACCCUGCGGGCAGACCUCCAGAAUUUGCGGGCAGGGACGAGGGUGGAAGUCGGCGACGUGUUGUUCAUGAGGGAAAGCAUCGCGGGGGGGGCGGAGGCGGUGGAUAACCAGAAAACAGGGGCGAAAGUCGAUGGGAGGACGGAGAAGCAGGGGAAGCCGCAAGGGAAUGCCGGAGGGAGCGAGAAGAAGGAAGGAGGAAACGGAGAGGUCUUGGAGUACCCCGACGACUUCAGCAAAGUGGACAUCCGGGUAGGUUACAUUGUCAAGGUCUGGACCCACGCGGCGGCGGACCGCUUGUUCUGCGAGGAAAUCGACGUAGGGGAAGAGAGGCCCCGGCAAAUCGCUUCCGGCCUCCGAGAGCAUUACCAGCUUUCGGAGAUGGAGGGGCGGAAGGUCUUAGUCGUGUGCAAUUUGAAGGCCGCCAAGAUAGCAGGCUUCGAGUCGCAGGGCAUGGUCCUGGCUGCUUCCUCCCAUGAGAACGGGGGCAAGGUCGUGCUGGUAGAUGCGCCGGCGGAAGCACGUGUGGGUGAGCGCGUGGCGCUUGGGAAUGCCACGUACGACCUGGGGGCUUUCCCGGCCAUGAGUGCCACGCAAUUGAAGAAACGCAAGGCAUGGGAGGCGGUGGCGGCAGGGCUGGAGACCGAUAAGGAGGGUAGCACGUAA